GCUCCACGUCGGCACCAGCUGCGGGGCAAGAUGGAGGCGCUGAUUUUGCCCCAGUGGGAUUAGGAGAAGGUUUGCCAGUGGUGGCAGGAGCCUUCAGGACUGAAGGUAUGUUCAUAUCUCUUCAGGAACCCUCCCUGUAUACUGUCAAAGCCAUCCUGAUUCUGGACAAUGAUGGAGAUCGACUAUUUGCCAAGUACUAUGACGACACCUACCCCAGUGUCAAGGAGCAAAAGGCCUUUGAGAAGAACAUUUUCAACAAGACCCAUCGGACUGACAGUGAAAUCGCCCUCUUGGAAGGCCUGACAGUAGUAUACAAAAGCAGUAUUGAUCUCUAUUUCUAUGUGAUUGGCAGCUCCUAUGAAAAUGAGCUGAUGCUCAUGGCUGUUCUGAACUGCCUUUUUGACUCAUUGAGCCAGAUGCUGAGGAAAAAUGUAGAAAAGCGAGCUCUGCUGGAGAACAUGGAGGGGCUCUUCUUGGCUGUGGAUGAAAUCGUAGAUGGAGGGGUGAUCCUAGAGAGCGAUCCCCAGCAAGUGGUACACCGGGUGGCAUUAAGGGGUGAAGAUGUCCCCCUUACGGAACAGACUGUGUCUCAGGUGCUGCAGUCAGCCAAAGAACAGAUCAAGUGGUCACUCCUUCGGUGAAGACCCCACUGUUCCUGGCUCCUCACCCCCUCAAAAAAUCCACAUGUCUGCUGUGACUUCUCAUCCAGUCCCCCAACUGAUGCUCUCAGGGUCAUCUUGGGGAUCACAAGGGAUUCUUAAAUCUCUCCAUCCUAUCUGUGGUUGGCCCCCCUUCCAAGCCCUUAGGGGUUUCCCAUUCCUUCUCUCCUUUUGGCAGCUCUGGGAUGAAGCUCCUGGCAGAUUUGGACGCAGGGCAGGGGAGCCCCUCUUCUUUAUGCUUUCCUGCCCCCCUUAUUUUCUUCUCAACCUCUAUGCCCUUUGCUGUAGCUACACUUCAGAUCAAAGCAGGAGAAAGAAUGUGCUGAGUGUUUUCUCCCUUUACCUUGACCCGGCCUUUAUCCCAACAACCCAUAUGUCCAACAAGGGGAGGGAAAGAGAGAAUUCUGUAGAAGAAGGGGGGUGGGGAGAGGUAUGUCCAGUCGCAGCCUCAGCCCCACUUACUGGCCUCAGCAUUUUCUUGCAUUCCUUCUUAAUGCCUCGUCCUCCAGCCUUGGAAAAAAGAUUGGAACAGCUCACAGGCAGGGGACAGAGUGGAAGAAGCAGUGAUUUAAAUUUUAUUGGAUAUGGACUUAUAAAAUUCUGUAUUUGAGUCACAGCUGCAUUCUUUACUCUGAUUCUGGCUUCUAGCUUCAAAACUGCUGUGGUCUGUGAGUGUUACGGUGGGAAUGUCCAUCUCUUGGUCUGCUACCUUAACUCGGCACCUUCAUUAUCCCUUUGUCUGGCUUGGCCUGGAGGAAAGCCAGUCCCUGAACUAAAACUCCAUUCUAGUCUUGGGAAGAAGAGUUUCUGCUCAGAACUAGGGAGGGGGUGGAAUUUAUGACUUGGGCCUCUGGGCUCUUAGUCCCCUUUGCUCCCCACAUGCUUUUCACUCCUCUGCGUUGGGUCUGCAACCUCUGCUGCUUAACCCCAUCCUCUCUCUGCCUCAGCCUUACACCCAGGCAAUAGGUCUGGGCUCUUCCCCUCCCUAGGUCGCUGAGAGAGUGGCCUUUCUUCAGAAAACCUUCAGGAUUUGGAUUUCCCCAGGAAGAUGGAGGAUGGAGCACCCACUCUUGGAUCUAAUCUUUCCUCUUGACCCCAAACUUCCCACAAAAAUGUUUCAAAAAACCUUCCUGAGACAGCUUUCUGCCCAACCCAUUAACUGCAGAUUCUCCAACACUGAAGUGGGGCGCAUAACUGAGCAUAUUUGAGGGGGCAUUUUUGUGUAAGAAAUGUAUGGAAUCAGGAGAUAGCCCCCUUCAUAUAUUGCGCUGUGCAAAGAGGAAUAAAACAGAUUUCUUUUUCCAAACU
Molecule: messenger RNA, 1967 nt
Organism: Hipposideros armiger (great roundleaf bat)
Lineage: Eukaryota; Metazoa; Chordata; Mammalia; Chiroptera; Hipposideridae
Gene: COPZ1
Product: coat protein complex I subunit zeta 1
Exons: 9
Coding region: 108-641 (177 amino acids)
Biological process (GO): intra-Golgi vesicle-mediated transport; intracellular protein transport; retrograde vesicle-mediated transport, Golgi to endoplasmic reticulum
Cellular component (GO): COPI vesicle coat
Source: RefSeq, a predicted model, not a curated record